AUGAUUGAAACCUUCAUCAAUGUUGCCUUCUGUGUGUCCAGUGUGGUAACGGUGUUGAUGUUACUGCUCCCAUCGCAGUAUGAUCCCCAACCAUCCACACUCAAGAAGACGAAAACAAGUGUACAGAUCCUCGUGCUAGGCGACAUCGGUCGUAGUCCACGCAUGCAAUACCAUGCCUUGAGUAUUGCCAGAAACGAUGGUCAGGUGGUGAUUAUCGGAUACACAGAGUCCGAGCCUCACCCCGACCUAACCUCCCACCCAAACGUCACUAUUGUUCCUAUUCGUCCCCAUCCAGCGAUCCUACAAACAAGCAAUAAACUCCUUUUCAUUCUUUAUGGACCGUUGAAGGUGCUAUUCCAGGUUAUAUGUCUAUGGCGCUGUCUAGCGUAUACUGCCCCGCCAUCGCGGUGGUUGCUAGUGCAGAACCCGCCCUCGAUCCCUACACUCGCUGUCGCUUCUUUGUCCUGCUUCCUAAGACAAACACGACUUGUCAUUGAUUGGCAUAAUUUUGGGUAUUCUAUUCUAGCUUUGAAGCUCGGUCCCAACCAUCCGCUCGUGAAAGUGUCUCUAUGGUAUGAGAAGGUGUUUUGCAAGUCGGCAUUCGCUCACUUCUGCGUAACCGACGCAAUGCGUUCGGUUCUCAAACAGAAUUUCCACUUGCAGGCUCCAAUCUUGCCAUUGCACGAUCGCCCCGCGAGUCAUUUCAGCCCCAUUCAAGAUCCCGACGAGCGCAUCAAGUUCCUUGCAAAUCUGCCUGAAACAAAGGAGAUAUGCUCGAAGGCCACCAGGCUACGUGUUCUGGUCAGCUCAACCUCCUGGACGCCUGACGAGGACUUUUCAAUCCUCAUUGAAGCACUGCUGCAAUACUCCAAGCUCGCAACCUCAAAACCGGACCUUCCCGAGAUCCUGGCAAUUAUUACCGGUAAAGGACCGCAAAAGGAAUUGUAUAUGCGGGAAAUCGCGGCCUUGGAAGCGGCAGGUAAGCUUGAAAAGGUCACGAUUCGUACUGCGUGGCUGAGUGUGUCAGACUAUGCCAAGCUCUUGGCAUCUGCAUCGCUAGGGGUGAGUCUGCACACCAGUAGUAGCGGAGUAGAUUUACCCAUGAAGGUCGUUGACAUGUUCGGUGCUGGCCUUCCGGUCGUGGGUUGGAGCCGCUUCGAAGCAUGGCCGGAGCUGGUGACAGAGGGUGUGAAUGGCAUGGGCUUUGACAACGCGGAUAAACUGGCGGAACACUUGGUCAAGCUGUUUGGUGACGACAGAAAGCUCGAAGCCCUUCGCGUGGGGGCACAAAACGAGAGCUCUCGGCGUUGGGACGAUGAAUGGAAUCCCAUCGCGGGUAAGCUGCUUGGUUUGAUCUAG
Penicillium longicatenatum is the source of this 1359-nucleotide messenger RNA. Its product is annotated as chitobiosyldiphosphodolichol beta-1,4 mannosyltransferase. The transcript has 3 exons. Gene Ontology annotation, molecular function: mannosyltransferase activity. NCBI's taxonomy places the organism in Eukaryota, Fungi, Ascomycota, Eurotiomycetes, Eurotiales, Aspergillaceae. Gene Ontology annotation, cellular component: endoplasmic reticulum. The record is from RefSeq and is a predicted model, not a curated record. Bases 1 to 1359 code for a protein of 452 amino acids.